Messenger RNA from Haliaeetus leucocephalus (bald eagle), 1259 nucleotides. It is a transcript of the gene TMEM169, whose product is annotated as transmembrane protein 169. Bases 1 to 927 code for a protein of 308 amino acids. Lineage: Eukaryota; Metazoa; Chordata; Aves; Accipitriformes; Accipitridae. The transcript has 2 exons. The record is from RefSeq and is a predicted model, not a curated record.
AUGCCAAGUGAGAUGCUUGAGAGCAGCAGUGGGAUGGAGGAGACCAUGCAGAAAGAGAGCAAGUCUGGAAGCCAGAGCCCUCGCCAUGGCACCAUGAGAAGGGCUGUGGCAACCACUGUCACCUUUGAUGGGGAAGCCACUAUGGACCGGAGGAAAAAAAAGAAGAAAGAGUCUCGUCCCGAGUCAAUAAUAGUGUAUCGAUCGGAGAAUGAGAAUAAGGUAGAAGAAGAACAGGUGGAUGAAGAAGGAGGGGAGAGGACCUCUGAGGAAGGCUCCAAGUUCCUGGGUCAGUCCAUGGCAGAUGGUGUCUGGAACAUACCUUUAGACAGCCGCUAUGUCACAUUGACUGGAACAAUCACCAGGGGAAAGAAGAAGGGUCAGAUGGUGGACAUCCAUGUCACAUUAACGGACAAAGAGCUGCAGGAACUGGCUAAGUCAAAGGAACCUCCUAAAGAGGAUGUACCUGAGAAGAAGAAGAAAUGUGAUGUUGGGCUGGACAGAGGACCCCACAUCGUCCUCUGGACCAUCAUCUGCCUCCCCAUCAUUUUUGUACUGUCCUUUGUGGUUUCAUUCUACUAUGGAACCAUUACAUGGUACAACAUCUUCUUGGUGUACAAUGAAGAGAGGACCUUCUGGCACAAAAUCACCUUUUGUCCCUUUCUGAUCAUCUUCUACCCAAUUAUAAUUAUGGUUGUGUCUUUUUCCCUAGGCCUGUACUCGGCUGUGGCCCAGGUAGCAUGGUCCUUUGGGUACUGGUGGCAUGCUGUCAGGGAUAUGGAGAAGGGCUUCUGUGGCUGGCUCUGCAGCAAGCUGGGUUUGGAAGAUUGUUCUCCAUACAGCAUUGUCGAGCUGCUAGAUUCUGACAACAUCUCAGGUAGUCUCUCUGGCAAGAGCUCUGCGCAGGGGGUUGAGACCUCAGCAGUCUGAGCCUUUGUCCUGGCUGACUAUUUUGGUCAUAUGUGAGUGGUUUUUCACCUAGAAAAAAACACACUGAUUUUUUUAAUAUAUCUAUAUAUAUAUAUAUUUAAACACAAAGUUAAUGAAUAAAAUAUUGGGCUGGGAGUGCUCUUUAAAUGUCACAGAAUGCAAGUGUGCUAGCUUCACGUGGUCUGGGUGGGGAGGUGCAUGGCUCUCCAAGGAUUUAUCAUGUUUUAGCUAAUUACAACUUCUGGGAAUAGUGAGAAAAUCCAGGUCUGUGGGGCUCAGGCUGUUUGUGAAGUGGCAGAGAUACAUGCUGAAAAGUCCACUUCUGUAAAGUU